CUUCAUAGCAUUCAUUGCCAUGGUUAUCAAUUGAACCGCUGAAAUGGAACGUAAAUCACAGAAAAUAAAGUGGUGACAGCUGCAUAGAAGUACUUGGAGCGUCCGUUAUGGAAACUUUAACAGCAACAGCCGUACGAGCAGUGUGUCAAAUAAUGGAAGAAAGCUACGCUGCUCUUCGUGUGGAAAUGGAGUGUAGCCAUGAACCGAACAGGAAGCCCCUGGCGAAGGAGAUUGGCACAGGGAGGGAGAAGGAGCCUGUGCAAGCAUUUAGCCCUUGCCGUUCUUCUGAUCGUAUACAAAUGGCAGGUUUGAGAAAGACCCCUGUUGAGGAACAGCAGGAUGAAGAAGAGGCCAGCGGUGCUGAUAUGGAAGAUGAUCCCAUUGACCACGAUGAUCCCACAAGUCAUGAUGAUUACGCUCCACUGUUACCGAUGUCAUCGCAAGGACCAUCACAGCCUGUUAAACCAAAGACCACAUCCUCUCUGGUUAAGCUUAUGGAAGAUGAGGUGCACCAUUCGAUUGUUCCUGUCAAUUCUCUACUAUCACUCACAAGAUGCACAACCUGCUGCAAAUUGUUCCACUGUCCACUUUGUCUCAGCUUUAAACCAACCAAACGCUCAAGAUUACAGCGCCAUGUUGAUGUGCACCUGAAAAAUGCAGUGUCUUUCAAAGGUAAAAAGAUUUGUAAAUGCAAUUUGGACUGUAGGACAGAUGGCCAUUAUCACUGCCCCCAGUGUGAGAGAACUAUCAUCAGGAGGGAUGCCAUGGCAAGUCAUCUGCUGUUGUGUCAAGGGGCUUCAGCUCCUGUUUCAUCAGCUGCACUGCCCUCUACGCAUGCUGUACCGUCCACACCUUUGGUACUGCCCACGCCUGCUGUAAACCAGCAUAUUAAAAUCACCACCCAUAUCCAACUGCCUCAUAGUCCAGCCUAUAGUACUCUGACGAUUAUGUGUGAUCACUGUGGUUUUGUGCUCCUGAGAAAGAACUUGAAGCAGCACCUGCUGAGGAAACACCCGGAGAUAGCCACUCCAUUGGAGGGAGCAGAAUCAGAUCCUGUGUCUGUGGCACAACACGGCACCAUGAAACAUGCUGAAGGGACCAGGCGGAGACGGAGACUGACCGCCACCUGCACCAUAUGUGGGCGUAUGGUGACCAUGAAGAACAUGCGAGCACACAUGAACAGAAAACACCCUGAUUCCUGGUAGAUGCCUGCUUUGCAAACAGAGGCAUUAUAGCCUGAUCCCAGAUCUGUUUCUGCUUUUGCUUUUUGUCAUUGAGAAGCAAAACAAUUUGGCCAAGAAAAAGAGUACAAGGAGUGGAAUGUUAGCGAAACAGGUUCUGGAUUUCAGGCUAUAGGCUUCACGCAUCAACUACUUCAUUGAUGGCUGAAUUCUAUUAUAAUAUUUUUUAUAACAAAUCUUGUACAUUCAUGUUGUAUAUUUUUUUAACAUACAAAUGGAGAAAAUUGCAUUUGUUAAUAUGACCCCUCAGUUUCAUUGGGUUACGGUUAUGACCUGGCUGCCAGUUCCAUUUCCAAGGCCUGAGUGCUGGUCUUGCAAACAAGCACAACAAACAAUUGGGCAGGAAAACUAUAGACAUUUUGUUAUUUUGAACAUUUCUUGCAGUCUCUAUAACUUGUUAAAGUUGACUAUUGUACAAAGUAUGUUGAAAAGAUGGGGAAUCAUGCUCCACUCACUCACACCAAACAAUGGUUGUUCAAAUCUAGGCUAUUAGAAUCAAGUUAUAUAGCUUAGUAUUUUAUAACUGUAGAAAGGUACAUAGCAGCUUAUAAGAUCAAGAGGAUGAGAAUGUUUGAAAGUUUGUUCAGGCAGUUUGUCUUGUUGAUUUUGUUUAGUGGGAGAAAAGAAAACGCCACUUAUGCUGUUGGGAAAUUUCCUAUUAAUAUUUUUGAGUAUCAAAUAAAUUCUCAACAAAAGAUGUAAGAAGCUGAUAGAAUCAAGGGCGUAUCUAAACUUGUAUUUACGGUAUUUCACCGGCCCGCCCAACCUCGUCAGCUGUCCGGAACUAAUCAGAAGAAAACUUCCGGGGGAUGUGAAGAGGUGUGAAAAGGUGAAGCCACCAUCUGAUAACAAAGAAGAUGUUCACUGUAGCCUUCUCACAUCACAGUAGGAACAAAUUAGAUUGUUUGUUGUAGUCUACUUGGUAACCAUGUCUCACGAACUCGCUUUUCGUUGUCGUGUCACCUCCAUUAUGGAAGCUUUGACAGCAACAGUCGUGCAAGAAAUCUGUCAAUUUAUGGGAGAAAGCUAUGCUGCUCUUCGAGUGGAAAUGUUGCAUGAACAAAAUAAAAAAGAGACAAGGAUGGAGAAGCCAGCGAACUGCCUUAAGAACGUUUCAAAACCUGUUACCCCACCAAGUUUUGGAAACUUUCCAAUUGUGGGGCAAAUCCUCAAUAAACAAGAGGCCAACUAUCAUUGGCUAGAAGACGGUGCUGUUUUUGAAGGCCUAGCAUCACCGGUGCCAGAGACGGAGAGACAAGAGCCAUCACAGCCCCCUGGUCAGAUUACAGACACGGUACCAUGGCCAGUAUGGCUCAUCAAACAGGAGGAAAUGGCUGAUGAUGAUCUGGAAUCAGAAGGUUACGGCGAGUGGAUUCCAGAGACUCCCAAGGCCAAUCAGAAUAUCACAGGAGAAAGUGAUGAGGAAGAGAGAAGUCCAGCCUCUGGGGGAUCCAGAGAACUUGGACUCGACGACUUCAAGAGAGAACAGAGUCCGUUGCUAGUGUCAGCUGAGGAUGCAGCGACACCCAUAAAGACAAAGUAUAAAACACGCAUGUUAGAACACACUGGGAAGUCACGUUUUCGCUGCGAUAUCUGCGGUGAGAAAUUCCAGCGUCAGAGCGGCUUGACCAGGCACCAGCGGCACAAACACAACACCGUGAAAACCUACAGUUGUGCUGUGUGUGGGAAAGGGUUCACCUACAUCAAAUCCCUCAACACGCAUGAGCUCACGCACUCUGAGGUCUCUAUCAGUUCAACUAUAACUCUGGAUGAAGCCAAGGCAAGGAAAAGAGGUCUGACUGAUGAACCCACAGACAGAAAUGCAGCAAGAGAUAUGAUCAGUGCCAUCCUUCACUCAAAGCCAGGUGGAGAAAAGGUAUUCCAGGAGUAUGGGAAAACCAAAGGUCUUACGGAUAGCACACGGAGACUGAUGGUGAACAUUAUUGUGGCCGACAUGAUGGAAAAUCAUGGUAGGAUCCCCCCAUCAAGUGUCCGCACCAACUACGCCCUGGGGAUUGUGACUUUAUUCCCCUACUUGAAUGAUCCAGAUUCAGAGCAUGGUUAUGAACAAUAUUACGACGCAGCUAGUGGGUCUGGUUAUCUGACCUGGAGAAUAAAGACAGUGGGGCGCAACAAAUCAUGCAAGAUCAAGCGGAGAACCAAGUCCACCUAUCAAAAUGGUCCAAAGGCUCAACAAAUUUCCCCUUCAGCUGUUGAGGAACUGUUAGAUGAACAAGUGUCCAUGUCUGAGGUCUCGAUCUGCUCAGUUGGGUCUGAUUCCUCUGGAUCAGCUUUAACUCUGGAAAAAACCAAGGCAAGAAAAAGAGGUCUGACUGAUGAACCUACAGACAGAAAUGCAGCAAGAGACAUGAUCAGUGCCAUCCUUCACUCAAAGCCAGGUGGAGAAAGGGUAUUCCAGGAGUAUGGGAAAACCAAAGGUCUUACGGAUAGCACACGGAGACUGAUGGUGAACAUUAUUGUGGCCGACAUGAUGGAAAGUCAUGGUAGGAUACCCCCAUCAAGUGUCCGCACCAACUACGCCCUGGGGAUUGUGACUUUAUUCCCCUACUUGAAUGAUCCAGAUUCAGAGCAUGGCUAUGAAAAAUAUUACGAUGCAGCUAGUGGGUCUGGUUACCUGACCUGGAGAAUAAAGACAGUGGGGCGCAACACAUCAUGUAAGACCAAGAAGAGAACCAAGCCCACCUAUCAAAAUGGUCCCAAGGCUCAGCGAAGUUGCCCUUCAGCUGUUGAGCAACUGUCGGGGGAUGAAUGCAGAGAGGCGAUAUCUGUGCUUCAGCAUACAACAACUAAUGAUUCACUGGUUCGAGAGAAGAUGAUGGCGACGUUCCAAUACAGACAGGAGGUGGUUCAUGAUCCGGAGAAGUCCUCAACUGUCCUAGAUGUCUUCCCCAGAUUCCUUGACACUACAGGCUUGAUCAACCAAGAUUUCACCAGACUUUUUGGAGAGGUGGUGUCUGGGACAUUUAUGACGAAGUGGCCAACAUUUUUCAAACCCAGGGUCAUCGCAGAUUGCAAAACCCUUCCCUUCAGCGAACCUGUGGAAGACCUCCUCUCAUCUGCGCAGCAUGAAUCCAAUGAUUAUGGAUGGGAGAGUGACUUGGCAGCCAUUUUGUUGCUUCUGCAUCUCCUACCCCCGACCUCAAAGGGCCCGAAGACCGCAAAGAUCCGUACCUCUCAAGCUGCUGACCAUCUGGUUAGAUUUAUGAAGGUGGGGACAAGUAUGGUGACCUUCCUUGAGACGGUUAGAUAUGAGCAGCAGCCCUUCCUCCUCUGUGUCGGUGAAAGGAAGAACAGCCUUCAGAAGUUUUACAUCGUCGUUGACCAGAAGGCCAUCCCAUGCAAGGCCCAAACAUCAGUGGCAGCUUUUGAUGAGCUCUUUAAGGCACACUAUGUCUUCAGUGUGUCCUACCAUGAAGCGUUGUGUAACUUCUACACAUUCAUCCAGACCACCGUGUACGGUAUCGACGUGGGGAAGGCAAAGGAGUCCUCAAGAGUCAAGGAGAUUAGAGUAAGGCUGCUUAACAAAGACCAGGGGAGUGGUGCCGCCGGAGCGCAAGGGAGCGGCGCUCCUGCCCUUUUUUCAAUUUGAGAAUAUAAAUUAGUAGUUUAAUAGUUUAACACCAUCUGCUCUAUUUCGCUCCUAAAACAGUAACUCAAGAAGAUCUAAGUGCAUAUCCCCAUGAAGCUGAUUGAGAUCAAAUGAUUGUCAUGCAGAUGCAGUUUGGACAUUUCACCGGUAAAACGCAAAUAAUUAUCAUUCACCAAUGACACUGAUGGCCUAUUUGUAAAUUAUAUAUGCCUAACUUGGUGUUUGAGGGUAUUACAUUUUAGUGGGAGAGUGUGGACAUAGGGCAGAUGUUGCAGUUAGAGGAUGCAUUUUGUGCAUAUUGUAUUAUAAUAUUCAUUAGGUUACAUCUGUCAGUACAAACUUUAAUUGUAAAAUGAUGUAAUUCACUUUUUGGGGGUCGGCUCCCGUACCUAAAAAACCCCAAAUGGCACUAUACCACUUACAUAGACAUGUGAAUUGUGAUGUGUUUACAUGUUUUAUUUGUAAAAUACACUACAGCAGUUGUGCAUUGCUUUUUUUGACAAGUUUCAUCAUGGUUUGUCAAUAAAACGUACUUGAAUCUGGACCGCAAUUGUUGUAGAUUAAAAUAAAUCAGUCAAUUGAAAUAAAUUCAUUAGG
Salvelinus namaycush (lake trout) is the source of this 5448-nucleotide messenger RNA. RefSeq lists its product as uncharacterized. Lineage: Eukaryota; Metazoa; Chordata; Actinopteri; Salmoniformes; Salmonidae. The transcript is spliced from 18 exons. The coding region runs from base 2170 to 4851 and encodes 893 amino acids. The record is from RefSeq and is a predicted model, not a curated record.